AUGAAGUAUGAUAAUAUUUACCAUAUAAAAAGCGCAUUUUAUUCCUAUAGACAGAGAGAGCUUCGUUUUCGCUAUCACUUACAUAGAGAUAGAGAUAGAGAGAGAGAGACAAUAGCUUGGUGCAAGGUGGUAGUGGUGGUGUCUCUGCUACUUGCUUGGCAAGAAACCGAAAUGGAGAAGUUUGGGAACUUGAACACUGAUAUUCACUUUGAUGUGCUCUCCCGAUUACCAACAAAAAAUUUGGCUGAGUUGAUGUUAGUUUCAAAAGGUUGGCACCAACUGAUAACUGAUCUGUCCUUUAUCAAAGUUCAGUCACAAAGAAUACAACUACUAUCAGGUUUCUUCUUCCAGCAGAGGUUCCAGUGGUGCCGGGAGGACAUUGAAACUAUCAAUUACAUUCCUGUGAAAUGGGAAGGAGGUGAAUUGUACAAAAAAGUCUUUGAUUUCCUCCCUCAGGACGUUGUUCUCUUGGCAUCCUGCAAUGGACUUUUUUGUUGUCGAAGUUGCUUUCCUUUUGAACAGCCAACUCUCUUUGUCUGCAAUCCCUUGAACAAGGAAUGGAUUAAGCUAGACUGGGCUGAACCUGGCAAAGAAAAAAACAUUGCUUUAGCAUUUGAUCCCUUUCACGAUUUUUCUGACAAUUCAACAAAUUUCAAACUGGUCAGAGUUUCACAAUCAGAGAAUGAGCAGGAAGAAUUGUACUUCUCAUUUGAUAUAUAUUCUUCAAAAACGAAGAGAUGGAAACUAUCAAAGGAGAUAUGUUGGUGCAACAGCAAUUUGUAUAAGAACAAAGGUGUUUUCAUUGGAGGGAUCUUACACUGGCUUACUGAUGCUGAUCAGAUCCUCACUUUCAAUGUUGACAACGAGUUAGCUUGGUUGAUUUCAGCACCACUUCCUGCUGUGGAAUUCAAUAGUGCCCCUGAGUCUUGCAUUGGAGAAUCUCAAGGCAGCUUACAUUAUAUAAUGGUCUCUGAAGAAGGACUUCAUGUAUGGUUUCUUGAGGAUUAUUUUGAUUUCACGUGGUCACUGAAGCACUGCAAAACACUUGCAGAGAUGGAACAGGAACACAGUCAGUUUUUCUACAACUUGGAGAGGAGAGUGAAGCUGCGGCGGACUGUUGACGAUAGCCCAUGGAUGGAUCCCCUAGCCUUCAAAGAUGGGGUCCUAUUGCUGAGAGUAUCAAACACUAUCUACUUGUAUCACAUUGAGAGGAGAAAAAUGGAUCAAGUCUGUGACAUUUCCAAGUUUGGUACGUAUUCCUUGUUUUGUCCUACUGUGCUUCCUUACUCGAUGAGCUUGGUCCCUUUGCUGAGUAAGGCAUAAUUCAAGUCUUUAUACCCUAACCCAUGAUUUUGACAUUGAAGUUGCAGAUGUGUAUUGCACGUUAACGCAUUUUUUUCCUUGUGUAUUUUGUUGGUGGCUUAAGUGAGAGACAUGAAUUUUCUCAAGCAAUA
Messenger RNA from Manihot esculenta (cassava), 1454 nucleotides. RefSeq names its product F-box protein At5g49610. The record is from RefSeq and is a predicted model, not a curated record. NCBI's taxonomy places the organism in Eukaryota, Viridiplantae, Streptophyta, Magnoliopsida, Malpighiales, Euphorbiaceae. The coding region runs from base 1 to 1323 and encodes 440 amino acids. The transcript has 3 exons. Gene Ontology annotation, molecular function: protein binding.